Aspergillus fijiensis CBS 313.89 is the source of this 711-nucleotide messenger RNA. RefSeq names its product tyrosine phosphatase family protein (gene yphA). Bases 53 to 484 code for a protein of 143 amino acids. Gene Ontology annotation, biological process: dephosphorylation. The transcript is spliced from 3 exons. The record is from RefSeq and is a predicted model, not a curated record. Gene Ontology annotation, cellular component: cytoplasm. Gene Ontology annotation, molecular function: phosphatase activity; inositol diphosphate tetrakisphosphate diphosphatase activity. NCBI's taxonomy places the organism in Eukaryota, Fungi, Ascomycota, Eurotiomycetes, Eurotiales, Aspergillaceae.
CACUUUUGUAGACGAGCCUUAUACGCCAGAGCACAUGAGCUUCUUCAAGGAAAUGGGGAUCGCGCACAUCCGUAUCCUUGUCGAACCCAACAAGGAUCCUGCAGUCAAGUCUCCAGACUACGUUAUCUGUCAGGUAUUGGAAGUCUUGCUCAACAAGGCCAAUCACCCUGUUCUUGUCCAUUGCAACAAGGGAAAACAUCGGACCGGCUGUGUGGUCGCCUGCUUCCGCAAGAUUCAAGGUUGGCGCAUUGAAGAUGUGCUGGCUGAGUAUCAGACAUAUUCGUUCCCCAAGUCAAGGCCGCUGGAUCAGAAAUUCAUCAUGGCGUUUGACGCCUCCCAGCUCUCUAGCCUGGUACAGAUCUCUGGCGUGAAAAUGUGGCAGUCUGCCAGUCUGCCGAAGGCAUUAUCUGAAGAGAAUGCCAAGGAUCAGGCCUCAUCCUCGAGUCGGCUUCUACCCUCUCUGGGCAAAAUAUACGUGACUUGAUAAUCCUAUGUCGAUGAAACUCACGCCGUUCUUUUCUGUCAUCUGUGGUGUGCCUGGUCAUCGCAGUAGUCGGUGGUCUGACAACGCAAGGUUUUCAGCUAGCUCUUGUCGCCUCUCGUUCUGCAUCAAAAUCUACUCUUUUGAUUAGAACACUGGCCAUCAAUGAAAGGCUUGUGUACCCAGAGCGAAAGCCACUCAAACUCCGCAGCGCUCCGCGAUGUCUAGAG